AUGGUUCAUUUUUCUGUUCCAUUUAUAAUAUUGGUUACGCAGCUUGUAACUGCAACUGAUAGACACAAAAUAGUCUACAAAAGCCUUCAAAGAGCAUCCGACGAGUGUAAACAAUAUAACGUCCAAGAGGAUUGUCUUGCUCGCUGCAUAACACUUGUUACACGUGAUUGGACAGAUUCAGACGGAUUAUCACCGGUGUAUGGUCGUUUCUUCCAUCCGAAUCCGAACGACACCUGUAGCGACAACCGCACCCAGAGAUGCCUCCAGAGUAGCGAUACGAAAGUUUCACGGUCAUCUAAGUGCACCCGAUCAUCCGAAUCGGUACAGUGCUAUUUGGACCAGUACGGGACGGUCAACACAACUGUUCCACAGUCGAUACGGUUUACCACCCUACAUGAUGCGCAGCUCGUUCUCGAGUGCGCUGCCAUGUUGGGGUAUGCGUCGUUUGAACAGCUGAAUGAAUUGCUGAACGAUGACAAUUUCGUCCGCCAGGAAACGCGAUGUGUGAUGCGCUGUUUCAUGAUCCGAUCGGGGCUUUAUAGCGAUUCGGCAGGUCUCAACAUGGCGCGGUAUUACGUUCUGUGUGGAGGAUAUGAAGAUAGUUUCUAUGAGCAGGUUGCUGAGUGUUCAGCCCGAUUGCGUCAAGAAGUUUCUUGUGACGAUAAGUGCACGCUAGCUCAGCGGUUGGCUAUCGAAUGCAUUGGAGUGGACUAUGCCACCUCAACGAUAUUGCAACAGAAGGGCAACUCGUAUGACAUUAUACAGGCAUAUCAGGGCAGUGAAGUGUAUAAUAUCGACGCCCAGAAUGCCAAUUCGAACGUCGCCUUGUCAGCGGUCCAGCAAAACAAAGCCAUUAACAUCGACAAUAUUAACUCGGACUUCUAUAAAUUCGGUGAUAAAAUAAAAUUUGAUUGA
Molecule: messenger RNA, 915 nt
Organism: Armigeres subalbatus
Lineage: Eukaryota; Metazoa; Arthropoda; Insecta; Diptera; Culicidae
Product: general odorant-binding protein 45-like
Exons: 2
Coding region: 1-915 (304 amino acids)
Biological process (GO): sensory perception of smell
Molecular function (GO): odorant binding
Source: RefSeq, a predicted model, not a curated record